This is a messenger RNA of Pelobates cultripes (western spadefoot toad), 11102 nucleotides long. The record is from the annotation of a GenBank genome assembly. Lineage: Eukaryota; Metazoa; Chordata; Amphibia; Anura; Pelobatidae.
AUGGCAACACAAGGUUUGGGGAUCUGGAUGUUGGCUGAUGCUGAGUCAUCCUGUGUGACGAGCAAAUCUGAAGUACGGUAGUUUCUUCUCUAUCUCAUUUCCAUUACAUUUCUACAAUAUGGUGACUCAAAGCUGUAGAUAGUGUCACUACAUAACAGUGGAAAGUGACAGGUCUUGAAAGAAAUGUUGGCUUGCGGCCCUCAGACAGGUUUUCUGGGAGAUCCUGCAGAACUUCAGUGAAAUGUCUGAUUUGCGUCCUUCAAGUGAAACUUAACCUCUAGGUCUUAUGCAAGAGACGUCUUUACCCAUGUGACUCUAGGCCCCCUAAAUAGCCCUUUAGAAGCUAGGAAUGGAGGUGAUAAGACGUUUCAUACAAUGCAUUGUUUUGCCGGGCCUUUUUUAUUUCAGGGAUAUCUUGGAUACAGGCGUACUAUUGGUGCUUGUGUCCCAGUUUGGCAGACUGUUGAAACAUUGCCUGCUGGGAGGUUGGUGAAUAUACUAAUACCACCUUAAUGUGUGGAUUAUCAGUAUCUCGAUGGACUACUUAUGUGCCACUCUUUGGCAUGCAUCACUUCUAUCGUAAUACUGUUGUAUUCCCAGGUCUGUGGUGAAUAGCUAAUUAUGUUGCACACAAACUGGCGAAGCAUCUCCCUUGUCUGAUAACUGGAUGGAAGCCACCUCCUGCUGCCAUGUCAUUGAGGACAUUGAGCUGCUGCCUUUCAGAGGAAGGGGCAUUGCAAGGAUUCAUGACAUCACACCCAGGCUACUAUAAACACUUCAGCAUGAACUGCUGGGAGCCGUGCUUGUUACUAGGAUUAAACAGCCCUGCUCUGCAAAGCUGCCCUCACAGUAGACACCUGUGAUGAGGAGUCACAGCAGAAAUAAAUUGGUAAAUGGGAGAGGACUAACAAUUGGAGGAAGGGGAGCACUGACAUGCCGAGAGAGGAGGCAGCUACACCCCUGCAUUCUCACACAUGGACAUAUAAUCACUGACACUCAUGUUACAGACAAAAUAAAUCAUAAAGAAAAUACUGGUGUUCUGCCUAGUAGGUUAAGAUGUGAAAUUGAAGUUAUGAAGCCAGUGUAGUGUAUUCAUUUAAUACAUGGAACAAAGGGAUGUGUUGUAGGUGAUAACUGAUCUCAUGAUCAAUGAGAAUUUUAGAGGAGAAACACUAAGUUUGGGUACUGUCCAAGAUAGUGCUGCCUAGGAGCGUUAGGCCAUAGUAAAACUUACUUCCUUAAAAUUGAACUUAAAGGAAAAAAUAUAUAUAUGUUUUUAAAUCAAAAUUGGUGAUGUGCAAUGAAGAUGUUCAUAUGGAAAUAGUCAGAGAACUUUCAUAGGUGCUCAAACAGCUAACACUGAAUUGUCAGAACCUGGGAAUUAGAAGUGAAUGCUGACUUCUCUGUGGGUUAUAGAAUCGUUCUGUUUGAAACCAUGGCCGGUACAUUCCCUUUAUGUAAAUGCAGCAUUUCAAUGACUGCUACUUAUUGUCGGGUUGUCUUUGUGUAUGGAAUAAUGUUGCCACCAGUGGCAGCCUUUGGAUGAAAACAGUCAGCGAAAAGGUUUGCUUUUGCAGCAUCCUGUAUUACAUUUACAUAUUUAAUAUAUAAAUAUUUGUGUGAACCCAAGGCUCUUGUUCGUAAGAGUGUUAGUGAGUGCUGGCUUCUUUUGUUUCUAACCUAGAUAUCCUUCAAACAGCACUACUAAUCACAAGCCACAUCUUGUCCUAUUCUAAACAGGCAAGAAAAAAUGCAUUCUGUUCUAAAGUCAUACACUUUAUUACAGCAACCACCUGCUCAAAUAGAAAAAUACAAAUCAGAUGUACUCUGUGCUCAUGAACACAUAGAAUUUAGAAAUGUUUGAAGCGUGCCUGCUAGACAAAGAUGACUUAGUUCCACAUUCUAGAUCAUUGUUUGUCUAUCAUUAGAUAAGGUGUCUGUUUAUCUCAUAUGACAUUUGCCCUUCUGUUCCACUGGCGGUCGGUGUCUUGUGUCAGGUUAAUGUUAUGACCAACCCCAUUUCCCUUAUACUUUAGUAAAUCUCCCAUAUCCCCAAAUGGGUUUUGCUUCACUCCAUUUAACGGUACUGUGGGGGUGGAGGAGGCACCAUCUAAAUAUUGGUUUAUGCAUUCAGAAUGCAAUGUCAUAAAAGUUGGUGUAAUGGUCAGGUGUCCCAAUAGGUUUUUUCCGCGAGAGAGCGAGUGUGCGUAUAAUACAUAUGGUCCUGCACACGUUUUUCUGCUUUCCUCCCCAAGGUGCUGCUUUAUCCACUUCCAGUAUCUCAAAUGAAGGAGAGCACUCACUGGUUUUGCAGUGAUCUUCAAACUUUUAUUUUCCAAGCAGUUACAUUACAUCCAAACAGUGGCCUUUCAUGGCUUGUUUGUUUGGCUAAAAUGUCCAUUUUAUGUGGAUGUAUUGGAUGUUGUAUGUUACUGAUAUGCUGUGUGUAUUGUUUUUAUAUUUCAGGCUUACCGCAAGUUGGCCAAAGAAUACCACCCAGACAAGAAUCCAAAUGCUGGAGAUAAGGUAAAAUUCUAUAUGUUUUUUGGAUGUUUCUGUAGUCUCUUUAUUAUCGGUAAGUGAGAGGUAUGAACAGAACGGACAUGUGUUUACCGAUCUCAAGAUUUGUUUAUCCCACGGUUAUCUACCCUGUGGGAAAAGAGCCGUGGAGUGUUCCCCCUCAUUUAUUUGCAGGUCCUGGGAAAUAUUUAUCCAUUGUUACCAUUUUUUACAUGCAUUAAACCAAUUCAAAACCAAAAAAAAUUCAAAAUUCUGCUGCUUCUGUCUAUUGACAGCAGGCAUAGUAAAAGGAAACCAAAGCACACCAGAAAGUUAUUUUCAUAUAAAAAGUAUUUUAUUCAUAUAGUGGAUACACAUUAAUUGUAAAGAGAAAGUGCUGAAAAUCGUACAGGUGUGUAAACAACAAUAAAGUGCUCAAGAGAAUAUCCCAUAAUAAACCAGGCAUACUAACGCAAAGAGGAGAUAACAGAACCCAGAUGUUUCGACAACCAAGUCUUCCUCAGGGGGAAUGUCUAUCCUAAUGGUUUCUGUUCUUACUAAUAUACCCAGAAAUAGCCCUGAUUGAGAACACGUGUGGUGAACAAUCAUGGAAAAUACAGACUGAACUGGGCGCCUUCCGGCUUCGUCAGACGUUAUAGUGUUCACAUGACAUCUGACAUAAUCACGCAUGCAAAGAAGUAUAUUGUGUACCCCUAAACAAGGUUACUUCCGGGCCACUACGACGCUGUCACGUACGUGUGACAUAAGACGCCUUUUUUAAAUGUAUGGGAUCCUAACAGUGACUCUAUGGUAGCGCUGUGGAGCCAAAAUACCCAACGCACGCUAUAAUAAACUAAGCAGUAGGAUCAGCUAAAUAAGAAAUGUAUUGUCUGUUCCCAUCCUAGGGUAAUGCAAGUCCGUGCUAAACUACAAAUAGACUCUAAACCGGAAAUUAGUAAGAUUGCUGCUUCUGUCAGUCUUUUGUUUGGUUUGUUUUCAUCUCUUUGUCCUCACUCAUUGUUCCUGGUCUUGUCUUCCUCCCAGUUUAAAGAAAUCAGCUUUGCAUAUGAAGUUCUGUCAAACCCAGAGAAACGGGAGCUCUAUGAUCGAUAUGGAGAGCAGGGGUUGCGGGAAGGAAGUGGAGGCAGUGGAAUGGAUGACAUCUUUUCCCAUAUAUUUGGCGGUGGCCUAUUUGGAUUCAUGGGUGGACAAAGUCGCAGUCGCAAUGGCAGACGAAGGGGUGAGGACAUGAUGCAUCCUCUGAAGUAAGUCCAUUUUUUUGCUUUGAUAUGCACUGUUCACAAUGCAUAUUGUGAACUCAUAGCAUUCACUUUAACUACUGACUGGGUCCCUCUAGUAUGGGCUCUAGGAGAAUGAUUAAGAGUCUGGACUCUACAAAUCUGGGAAAGUGUUCAUGACCAGUUCUUGAAGUUGAUAUGAGAAGUGAGUGGGUAUGUCAACUGGCAGUAGAAGAUAAUUGAAAAUUGCAAUUAUUUAGGAGGCAAAAUUCCGUUUCUAUAGCUUUUCUGUUUUUGAAUGUUUUCUGUUCCAGAUAGCAUGGGUUCAGAAGCACACAUGCUGAAGGAACACCUCUGCACAGCCAGUGCUGUGAAAGUUAAUACUUAGAAAAUAACUAGCAACUAUAACUUAAUAUAAUCCUUUUUAAAAAUGUAUUUAUUUUAAUGAUUUUUCUACUGUGGUUUCCAAGUUCGUGACAUCCUUGUUUUGAGAUUAAUACAGUGUUGUUUUAUUUCUGCUUGGGAUCUGAGUGGGUACAAAUCUGCUAUAAUUGUAUGGAAUUUAGAGUGCAUGGCUAUCUGUGCGCAAGUGAUACCCAUAAGAGCACGUGUGCCAGAUCUGAUCUUGUGGACGGGGUUGGUUCACAUCCUGAAUUCUUGUAUCAGCUGAGAUAGCAGUUGCAUUAAAUAUAUUUAUGCAGUAUUUGCAUUUUAACAGUAUAUUCUUAAUACGUGAUUCUAUCAUGUGGUUAUGCCUCCUCCAUGUUCCUUUAUUUGCUAGACAUGCAAAGAACAAAUGCAAAGUAUUCUAUUUGGGGUUAAAUUUGCUUUAUUUAUUUUAAAUCGAAAUCCUUAGAUGGAUUAAGGGAAUAUUGAAAUAUUUAAUAUUUUUUUUUUGUUUUAAAUGCCUUUGUUGCUUUUGUGAUGCAAUGUGUUUUUUAUCCAGGAUAUUAAGCCUAAUCCUAUGCCUUCUUUAUUCUGUAGAGUAUCUUUAGAAGAUUUAUACAAUGGAAAGACUACCAAGCUUCAACUUAGCAAGAAUGUUCUGUGCAGCUCUUGUAACGGGUAAGCUGGGUCUUGUUUAUAUGAAAAUACCAGAUUAAAUGUAACCGUCCCAUUAACUAGAGAGGAACUUCAACUACCAUAAGCUGCUAAGCUCUAUAAAAGCUGAAGAACAAGGUGAUGGCUACCCGCUGGAUGUAUUCUUUAACCCCUUCAGGACGGAGUCAAUAGUACAUGUUCUGAUCAAAACAAAAUGUAAACAAAAACUGGUAUUUGCUCUAUAUGUCUGUUCAACCGUAAUUCACCUCUUUCAUAUUAAGUGCACCCACACUUAUUAUAUAUCAUUUUGUUCAGGAUAAACUGGGCUUUAUUUCCUCAUGAACUAUUCACAUUUGAAACGUAAUUUAUUAGGAGUAAAACUUAAAAAACUCUGAGAAAUUAAGAUUUAAAAAAAAAAAUUGUAGACAUUUUAGCUGUAAAUGUAAUACCGUUAGCGUUAACUGCAAAAACCCCACAUAUUUGGAUUCAGCCAAGUCUCACAAGUACAACAGUACCCCCCAUUAACAGCUUUUUACGGUGUUUUGGGAAGUUAAAGGGCCAAAUAUAGCACAUUCCAUUUUUCAGUUCUUUCAAAUUGAAAUUUGCCAGGUUGGUUAUGUUGCCUUUGAGACCGUGUGGUAGCCCAGGAAUGAGAUUUACCCCCAUGAGGGCAUACAAUUUGCAAAAGUAGACAACCCAAGGUAUUGCAAGUGGGGUAUGUCCAGUCUUUUAUAGUAGCCACUUAGUCACAAACAUUGGCCAAAGUUAGCGUUCAUAUUUGUUUUUGUGUGAAAAAAGUGAAAAAAACUAUUAUUUGGCCAGUGUUUGUGACUAAGUGGCUACUAAAAAUGACUGGACAUAUACCCCAUUUGCAAUACCUUGGGUUGUCUACUUUUUCAAAUGGUAUGCCAUUAUGGGGGUAAUUCUCAUUCCUGGGCUACCAUACGCUCUCAAAGGCAACAUAACCAAUCUGGCAAAUUUCCAUGGGAAAAAAAAGAAAUGCAAGCCUUAUAUUUGACUCUCUAACUUUCCAAAACACCUAAAACCUGUACAUAGGGGGUACUGUUAUACUUGGGAGACUUCACUGAACACAAACAUAAGUGUUUCAAAACAGUAAAACAUAUUACAACAAUAUCGUCAGUAAAAGAUACAAUUUAUCAUUUUGAAACACUAAUAUUUGUGUUCAGUGAUGUCUCCCGAGUAAAACAGUACCCCCCCCCAUGUACAGGUUUUAUGGUGUUUUGGAAAGUUACAGGGUUAAAUAUAGCGCGUGUUUAAUUCUCUGCACUUGCUGUCUGGGUUGUCAGGCACGUCAAUCAAAUUUUAAUUAAUUAAAUCGCAUAAUUAUGUUCAAAUAUUACUUAAGCAUACACGUAUCAUUUUUAUAUAUAUAUAUAUAUAUAUAUAUAUAUAUAUAUAUAUAUAAUUCUACGUGUAUACUUAUGUAGUUAUUUAUGUAAUUCUAAGUGUAUUUUAAGAUUAAUAUUUACUUAUAUUAACAUUAAAAUACAUUACGUAUCACGUUACAUAUAUGAGGUGUGUGUGUGUGUGUGUAUAUGUAUAUAUGUGUGUGUGUAUAAUAUAUAUAUAUAUAUAUACACACACACACACACACACACACACACGCGUUUUAUUUUAAAACAUGUUUAAUAAUUUAUUUAUUUUUUUACUUCCCACCAGCAGGGGGACUGUCUGACAUUUCAGACAGUCCCCCUGCUAGCAGAUCCACAGCCAGCUAUAGGGGGCCAUGUGAUCGUUCUUUGAGAGCGAUCACAUGGCCUCCGGGGGCCUCAUUUGCUGCGGGAGGGCUGUCAGGCAGUCCUCCCGAAGAGGAUCCCGGUGGAGGUGAGUACUGUGGACCUCCAUGGGCUGAAAGCCGUUACGGCGUUCUGUGCCGCCGCAACGGCUUAAAAGCCCAUUACAUGCGGGAUGGCAUAGAACGCCGUAACGGCGUUAAUGGGUUAAGGUGGUUUUGUGUUUCUCUGGUAAUACAGAUUGCCAGGUUCACAAGGAUUUCUUGAACGCAUCACUUCUCGUGUCUGAAAGUGCUGCCCUGAUGUAUAAAGACUUGGUAUAUUGCACAUGGUCAGUUAAUACAUUCCUGUGGAAACCUUCAUUUUCUCAACUCUGAUAGCGUAGGAUUUAUUCAUACUGUAGGUUAGUACUUUUCAUGUGCUGUCCAACGUAUAGAGAAGUGAUGUUUGUUUUGGAAGGUAUGGUGGGUCUGGUGACCCUAAUUGUGAUAUUUGUGUUUGAAAGAAAGAGGGUUCUUUCAGCUGAAACACGUCUUUAUAAAAGCUGUCUGUUAGGCAUUAAGGGCAGAAAUGGUGACCUUCUGGAGCAAAACCAAAAAAUGUAAAUGUAAAGGCAUAACAUAGUAAUUUUUUUUUAUUUUAAUGGUACAAUCUGUGUGUAUCCAUAGAAGCUGUCAUGUUGUUUGAAUGAGUACUGCGCUGAAGAGGAAAGCAAUUUAAUUCUGUAACUAAAUGACAUUUAAUCAUCUGUACAGAAACCAAUUUAUUUUUUUAUUUUUUUACUGAUUUAGACAAGGCGGUAAAACGGGUGCAGUUCAGAAAUGUUCAGCUUGCAGAGGCCGGGGAGUACGUAUCAUGAUAAGGCAACUGGCACCAGGGAUGGUGCAACAGAUGCAGUCUGUAUGCUCUGACUGUAACGGAGAAGGUAAAUGAUUAGAAUGUCUGACAGCUCUACAUGAAAAUCUUAUUGGGUGCUUUUAACUGGCUUUCAAGAACCCUGAAUAAACAUCUUGCCUCUGUUACAGAAUCCUUUUCCUGUAAUCAUUCACUUUCUGGUGACUCAUAUCUGCAUUAAAUCUCCUGCUUAGCUCUCGAGUUAUAUUAUUGAACAAGUCCACAUUAUCUAAAGCCAAGUAAAGAGCUGAACACACGCUGAUCAGCCACAACAUUAAAACCUCCUGCUUAAUAUCAUGUAGGUCCCCUUCUUGCUUCCACAAAAGCUCUGAUGCAUUUAAGUAUGGACUCCGCAAGACCUCCGGCCGUGUUCUGUGCAAUCUUGUACUAAGAUGUUGGCAUCCUUUAAAUCCUGUAAGUUGUAAGGUGGGGCCUCCAUGGAUCGUAUUUCUUUUUUCAGCACAUCCCACAGAUGAUCAGUUGGAUUGAGAUUUGGAGUUUGGAGAAUAAGGCAAUAUCUUGAACACUCUGUCAUGUUCCUCGAACAAUUUUUGCAGUGUGACAAAAUGCCUUAUCCGCUGAAAGAGGCCACAGCCAUUAGGGAAAACUAUUGGCAUGAAGUGGUGUACGUGGUCUCCCACAACCUCUAUUUAGAUGGUACGUGUCAAAGUAACAUCCGCAUGAAUGGCAGGACCCAAGGUUUCCGAGCAGAGCAUAACACUGCCUUCCCCAGGCCUACCUUCUACAGUGCGUCCUGCUGCUAUUCCUUCCCCAGGUAAAUGAUACAUAUGCAUCCGGCCAUCCUCCUGAUCUCAAAGAAAACGUGAUUCAUCAGAUUACACAACCUUCCACUGUUCCAUGGUCCAGAUGCUCACGUCCCCAUUGAAAUCGCUUUUGGUGUUGGACAGGGGUCAUUGUGGCUAUGCAGCAAACUGCUAUGCACUGUGUUUCCUGACACCUUUUUAUCAAGGCCAGCAUUAAGUUUUUCUGCAAUUUGAGCUAUAGUUGAUCUUCUUUGUGAUUGAACCAGGCAGGCUACCGAUUCCUCCCCACAUGCAUCAAUGAGCUUUGGGCGUCCUUGACCCUGACACCGGUUCACCAGUUGACCUUCUUUGCAUUCCACCUCAUAUCAGGAACACCCUGCAAGACUUGCUGUUUUGGAGAUGAUCUGAUCCAGUCUUUUAGCCAUCACUAUUUGGCCCUUGUUAAAGUCAAUCAGGUCUUUUUUUGCUUGUCCAUGUUUCCUGCUUCCAACACAUUCAAGUCAAGAACUGGCUAUUCACUUACUGCGUAAUGUAGACCACUCUUGACAGGUGCCAUUUUAACGAUAUCCGUUAUUCACUUUAACUGUCAGUGGUUUUAAUGUUGUGUCUGAUCCGUGUAUAUUAUGUUUAUCUGUCAACUCUAUAUAUGCAUUUACAAAGGCCAUCAUUGAGGGACUGACAUACCAACAGAAUUACACUAUUAGAUCAGAAGAGAAGCAAUUUUGUCUCCUAAAGAGUCUGGGUGAUUCCGAUACUUAUUCUAGAAUGCCCUUUCUCUUGGUAUUAAAUAUAACCAACAUCUUUCUCUUAUUCCUUGCAGGGGAAGUCAUUAAUGAAAAAGAUCGCUGUAAAAAAUGUGAAGGCAAGAAAGUUAUUAAAGAGGUCAAGAUCCUUGAGGUUCAUGUGGAUAAGGGCAUGAAACACGGACAGCGGAUCACAUUUACUGGGGAGGCAGAUCAGGCCCCAGGGGUAGAACCUGGAGAUAUUGUUCUAGUUUUACAGGAAAAAGAGAAUGAGGUAAGCUGCAUGGUGUUUUGUUGGACCUAUCGAUUAAACGGUGCAGUGAUGCACACUGACAUUCUUCAGACCUCCUCCUGUUGUAACCCUAUUUAGGGUUAGAUCUGGCACAAAGUGGUGUAACAACUGGCCAAAGAGAGAGAUAGAUCUAAAUGUCAUUGUAUAAAUACGGAUUGCUCUUAUAUUGAGCUAUUACUACGACUAAUAUACUGAGUUGUUUGGUAACCACGACCUUACCUUACAGGUGUUUCAGAGAGAUGGAAAUGACCUGCACAUGACACACAAGAUUGGACUCGUUGAAGCGCUCUGUGGCUUUCAGUUUAAUUUUAAGCACCUUGAUGCACGUCAGAUUGUUGUCCGAUACCCUCCAGGGAAGGUUAUUGAACCAGGUAAACAUUCUAGCUUACUACCUGUGCAUUUUCUCUUUACAAAUGUAUGCAUCGUCACUUUGUUCUCCUACAAUAUGUUUUAUGGGAUUUGGGUUUCCUCAGUGUCCUUGAUUGUUGGGUGGUGGUUGAGUAGUGGACAGAAGCUGUGAGUUUGACAGCCAGUAUGAGCGCUUCAGGAAUACAGAAUUAAGAACCAGAGCUUGAACAAAUCUGAGCAGCUAUCUUCAUUGUGUAUAUGGAACAAGGCAGAAACUUUAAUAUAGUUUUCCAGUGCACAUUAGGCCAGCUCGGCCGUAACCAAACUUGAAGUUCCAAAAUGUGUCCACUGAAUAUUAAUAGAAAACCUCCUAUUGAAAACUGCUCUGUCAACCAGUGUUCAAAUAACAUUUGUAAGUAAGUUGUAAGAGUGUUCUAGAAGUUUGUAAAGAAUGAGAAUCUGAAAUAGUACCAUAACCAUAUCUUCUUCACACAGGUUCUGUCCGUGUAGUACGUGGUGAAGGCAUGCCACAAUAUCGUAAUCCCUUCGAGAAGGGUGAUUUGUUCAUUAAGUUUGAAGUGCAAUUCCCAGAAAACAACUGGAUCAACCCAGACAAGCUCACGGUGAGUUAAUGAAGAGAUGAAGUGGUGUGGUUGACUUUAGUGUUCCUUUAGGCAACCUAACCAUGACAGUCAGUUGCAUAGCAUGCCAUUAGAGUUCCCAAGUGCUGCCCCAGGUUCCAUGACCUUGAUAAUGCAGAAGUGUCAGUUCCGCAUUGUGGCCCAUUGGAAAUAAGCUGCAGUUCAUCUGUUUGUUGUUAAACAAAGAAUGUUGCUGGGCAUUCUGGGUGACAGAAAUACUACAGUGAGCUUAGAGUGCCUUUAAAUCCUAACUAUCCUGUUGAAGUGCUUUGUGUGAAGCGUGUGUAAGAUGAUUUCCAUCUUACAAAAAGUUCCAAUUUCAAUAGUCUGGACGUAGGGGAGGGAUCUACAGCUUUUGCACGUUUUUACAUAUAGCCUUCAUGAAAAAUGCAGAAUUGAAUGCUUGCGUGUUAACGUUGGAUAUAUAUCUACUAAUUAGUGAAUUACAUAAAUUUAUGUAGUGGAUUGUCCCUUUAAUAUGUAUUCAGAGCUAAUUAAGGUGUGUGUGUCUCCCUUGCCUGCCACUUACUGUAAGUCUGGAAAGUCUAUUUCAAACUCGCCAGUGCUACAUUUUCAUUCGCCAAUUUCAAGGUUGAACGUGAUGGACUUUUUUCAGACUAGAUUACUGUGGAAAAUGUGAGCCAUUUAGAUUUGUCGCUGACCAUUUAAAAAUGUUUCUGUUGUGGGCUUCUUCUAUAGGAACUUGAAGAUCUUCUGCCAGCCAGACCAGAAACCUCCACAGUAAGUGGUGAGACAGAAGAAGUAGAUCUUCAGGAAUUCGACAGUACUCGUGGUUCCGGUGGAGGCCAAAGACGUGAAGCAUAUAAUGAUAGUUCUGAUGAAGAGAGUGGUCAUCAUGGGCCAGGAGUGCAAUGUGCUCAUCAGUAA